Limanda limanda (common dab) is the source of this 1338-nucleotide messenger RNA. RefSeq names its product riboflavin transporter 2 (gene slc52a3-2a). Gene Ontology annotation, cellular component: plasma membrane. The transcript has 3 exons. Gene Ontology annotation, biological process: riboflavin transport. The coding region runs from base 1 to 1338 and encodes 445 amino acids. Gene Ontology annotation, molecular function: riboflavin transmembrane transporter activity. NCBI's taxonomy places the organism in Eukaryota, Metazoa, Chordata, Actinopteri, Pleuronectiformes, Pleuronectidae. The record is from RefSeq and is a predicted model, not a curated record.
AUGUCGCUGCUCACGCACCUGCUGGCGUGCCUCUUCGGGAUGGGCGCCUGGGUUUCCAUCAACGGCCUGUGGGUGGAGCUGCCCCUGAUCGUGCCCCAGAUCCCCGAGGGCUGGUACCUGCCCUCCUACCUCUCCAUCCUCAUCCAGAUGGCCAACGUCGGGCCGCUCUUCGUCACCCUGAUGCAUCGCUUCCGGCCCGGCGCCCUGAACGAGACCGCCGUCAUCUACGUGAUCAUCGGGCUGGGCACCGUGGCCAGUUUCCUGCUGGGCUUCUUCUGGAAGGAGACGGUGGUCGUGGCGGGCGCCAGUCGCAGCGUCGCCCUCCUGGUCUUGACUUUCUUCCUCGCCGCCGUGGACUGCACGUCCUCCGUCACCUUCCUGCCCUUCAUGAUGCGCCUCAAGCCCCAGUAUCUCACCACCUACUACAUCGGGGAGGGGCUGAGCGGCCUGCUUCCGGCUCUGGUGGCUCUGAUCCAGGGCGUUGGCGUGGUCCACUGCUUGAACAGCACCCAGUCUCUGACCCCCGGCCUGAACGGCUCUGUGACCUUUGACCUCCAGGCCCAUUAUCAGCCUGCAAACUUCUCCGCCGAGGAGUUCUUCUUCUUCCUGAGCGCCAUGAUGGUGGUGUGCCUGGUGGCCUUCCUGCUGCUGAACUACCACCCGGCCGUGGCCCGGGAGCUUCCCGCCGGCCGCUACACAAACGGCGUGAAAGAGAAAUCGCCGACAAACAGGAAGUGGGCCGAGCAGAAGACGAUGAUGGAUCCGUACGAACCCGCGAACCAGAAGCGCAGAAGCAGCUUUGGCAGCGGCGCUUACAGCUGGAUGCAGGUGUUCUACAUCUUUGUGAUUCUGGCCUGGACCAACGCUCUGACCAACGUGGUGCUGCCCUCGGUGCAGUCGUACUCCUGCAUGCCGUACGGGAACAAGAUCUAUCACCUGUCGGCCGCCAUGGCCGCCGUGUCCAACCCCCUGGCCUGCUUCAUCGCCCUCUUCCUCCCCAUAAGAUCCCUGCUGGUGAUGGCAGCUCUCACCGUGGUCGGCACUGGAGCUGGAGCUUACAUAAUGGGCACGGCGGUGCUGAGUCCAUGUCCUCUGCUGGUUAAUGAUACCUCGGGUGGUGUCGUCAUAGUGUUGUCCUGGAUCGUCUUCAUCCUCACGCUGUCCUACGUGAAGGUGAUCAUCGGCGUGAUCCUGCGUGACGAGGGCCACAGCGCUCUGGUGUGGUGUGGGGCUGUGGUGCAGCUGGGAUCCUUACUGGGAGCCGUGACCAUGUUUCCACUGGUCAGCGUGUUCAGCUUCUUCUCGUCAGGAGACCCGUGCAACACUAAGUGUCCCUGA